Molecule: messenger RNA, 453 nt
Organism: Vigna umbellata (rice bean)
Lineage: Eukaryota; Viridiplantae; Streptophyta; Magnoliopsida; Fabales; Fabaceae
Product: two-component response regulator 24-like
Biological process (GO): phosphorelay signal transduction system
Source: RefSeq, a predicted model, not a curated record
AUGGCACGUAGAAACUUUGGAAGCCAGAUAACAGCACUUGUUGUAGAUGACAAUGUACUGAACAGAAGGAUUCAUGAAAAGCUGUUGGAGAGUGCUGGAGUGAGAAAUCACGAGGGAGUGGAAAAUGGGAAAGUAGCAGUGGAUAUUCAUUGCCAUGGACGAAGAUUCGACCUCAUUCUCAUGGACAUGGACAUGCCAAUAAUGAAUGGCAUUCAGGCAACAAAGGAACUUCGUUCCAUGGGCAUUGGGAGCAUGAUCGUUGGUGUGUCAUCACGUUGUACGGAAACAGAAAUACGAAAAUUUAUGGAAUCAGGAUUGAAUGACUACCAUGAGAAACCAUUGAACACUGCAAAGCUUAAUUCAAUUCUUGAUAAGAUGAACCCUAAUUUUACUAAUAAAUGAGCGAAGAUCCAACCGGCUAAUGCAUGGAUGAAUAAAAACCUUAACCUUACC